Messenger RNA from Pyricularia grisea, 216 nucleotides. RefSeq lists its product as uncharacterized. The record is from RefSeq and is a predicted model, not a curated record. The transcript has a single exon. NCBI's taxonomy places the organism in Eukaryota, Fungi, Ascomycota, Sordariomycetes, Magnaporthales, Pyriculariaceae. Bases 1 to 216 code for a protein of 71 amino acids.
AUGUUUUGCUUUGGAAAUAGCAGUAAAAGGCGGAACGCCCAGAACUUGAACCACAGCUUCAGGCGACCUUCAGGCUCGGGUGGUGUCUUUAGGUUCGAGAGGACACUAAGGUACGACUUUAACACAGGGAUGCCAUUCAGCAAAUCUGGGAGAUCGUCACAAAAGUCGUUCGACUCGAGAGCAAGUGUUGAAACGGUGCAGAAGAUUGAGAAGUGA